Molecule: messenger RNA, 1259 nt
Organism: Ilex paraguariensis (yerba mate)
Lineage: Eukaryota; Viridiplantae; Streptophyta; Magnoliopsida; Aquifoliales; Aquifoliaceae
Source: the annotation of a GenBank genome assembly
UUUGGGUUUUGAUCUUUAAGAAGAGGGAAACAUAGGCUGGUUUGAGAAAGCACCAUCUCAGCUUAGAUUCAGACUCACAUUUGCCUCUAAACAGAAGAACCAGACACGAAAUUAGUCUUACUGGCUAUAUAACUGGUGUUUCUGGGAACUGGGUUGAUUUGGGUGUCCUAGAAAUGUGGUCUUUUUGAUAUAGUCUUUUUGGGCUUGUUUGAUCAGAGAUCUAUGUUUGAUGUUUGGAUAAUUGUCUGAGAGAUCUAUGUUUGAUGUUUGGUUAAUUGUCUGAGGAAAUGGGGUUUCUGAGAUCUGGGGUUUGAAGGUCGCUCCUCUGUAUCUUCUCUGAAACAGGCGGCUUGGCAUCUGAAAGAAAUGGCUACUGGUCUAAAUGCUGAAUUAUCGAAAACUGCCAUUCUUGGCCUUAAGGUUUGGGAAUUGAUUGGGAUCAUUGUGGGGUUAUUUAUUGUAGUUAUCCUCUUUGCAUUAACGUUUUAUCUUACUUCGCGGAAGAAAUCGAGAAGAGCUAGAGAAAAUAUUCCCCUUAGUCAAAUUCCAGUUGAUUCAAAGGAAAUUAAGGAAGUACGUGUGGAGCAAGUAUCAACAAAUGAAUUUGCUCCACGAGAGGGGAUUCUUCUCACAAUUCAUGACAAAUCCAGUGAUAAAGAAUCAGAUAAGGUUCUGGUCCAUCUGGGAAUGGGAAAAACAAAGAAUGUAGAAAACAGCAGUCAAUUGGGUUCAUUUCAUCAUGUUGAUAAAGAUUGUGGUGGGUCACAAUCAGGAGAAGAAGGGAGUUCUGGCACAUUUGCUGUGUAUAAAACUUCUUCUUCACAUCCAAUAACGGCUCCUUCUCCUUUAAUUGGCCUGCCUGAGUUUUCUCAAUUGGGUUGGGGUCACUGGUUCACGUUACGAGAUCUUGAAGUUGCAACAAACCGAUUUUCAAAGGAGAAUGUUCUUGGCGAGGGAGGAUAUGGAGUUGUUUAUCAGGGACAUUUGGUUAAUGGGACGCCAGUGGCAGUUAAGAAGCUCCUCAACAACCUAGGCCAAGCGGAGAAAGAAUUUAGGGUGGAGGUUGAUGCUAUUGGCCAUGUGCGUCACAAAAAUUUGGUUCGCCUUUUGGGAUACUGCAUUGAAGGAACUCAUAGGAUGUUAGUCUAUGAGUAUGUCAACAAUGGCAAUUUAGAACAAUGGCUCCAUGGGGCUAUGCGCCAGUAUGGAUAUCUUACUUGGGAAGCCAGGAUCAAGAUUCUCCUUGGCACAGCUAAGGC